This is a messenger RNA of Cherax quadricarinatus, 674 nucleotides long. Its product is annotated as asialoglycoprotein receptor 2-like. The record is from RefSeq and is a predicted model, not a curated record. Lineage: Eukaryota; Metazoa; Arthropoda; Malacostraca; Decapoda; Parastacidae.
AUGUCGGCUACAAUGAAGGCGAUUGUUGUGCUCUUGUGUGUGGUGGGACUGGCGUCGUGUCAGUUCUUCCCGCCGAGGCAGAACUUCGACAGGUUCCCGUCCCGUGGUUCUAGUGGCAGGUUCCCGUCCCAAGGUUCUGCUGGAAGGUUCCCGUCCCAAGGUUCUGCUGGCAGGUUCCUGUCCCAAGGUGCUACUUCAGGAGUCCAGGCUGACGACACCUUCGGUGGAAGUCAAUACUACUUCUCCUGGAAACACGAUGGUGGUAAGGAGUACACUGGAAGUGCUGCUGCCAGCUUGUGUUCCAGUCUGGGUGGCGGGUGGCAGGCUGUGGGUAUCAGCUCCCAGGAAGAACUCAAUUACAUCCAUGGCAUUAUUGGCAGAGAGAGACUGGAUUACAUCUGGACUGGCGGGAACAAGUCUGGAAGCAGCUUUAAGUGGCUGAAUGGUGAACCUUUCAGUGUUACUGGCUGGUCACACACCGGAGGACUCCGCAAACCUCAGCCAGACAACCGUGAAGGUGGCAAGGAGAACUGCCUGGCCAUUCUCAACAACUUCUACAAGGAUGGCAUCAAGUGGCACGACGUAGCCUGCCACCACCUGAAGCCCGUCAUCUGUGAACGUCGAGCUUAAUGCCACCUGUGUCACAUUCUCUCACUAGUCUCCUCACUUUCCAC